AUGGAGCGCAGCAGAGAGACAGCCAGCAACUACCAACAUAUUCAUGUGCAGUUACAAGGAGGAGCUCCAUGGGGCUUCACUCUUAAAGGGGGGCUAGAACAUGGAGAAUCUCUCACCAUCUCAAAGAUUGAGGAUGGAGGCAAAGCUGCUUUGUCAAGAAAACUACAGGUUGGUGAUGAAAUUGUAAACAUCAAUGGCUCCCCACUAUAUGGCUCAAGGCAGGAGGCACUCAUCCUCAUUAAAGGAUCCUACAGGGCAUUGAAGAUGGUGGUGAAACGGAAGAAUAGUCCAGGGAUACGACCUUACACAUGGCACUUAGCCAAAUUAUCAGAGGCACAUCCUGAGCCCACUAUGAUGUACUAUUCAUCAGGAUGUUUCAGCUUGUCAUGGCACUCAGGAUACGACACCAGUGACUAUCCUGCGCAGUGGGAUCAGUUAGCACUCCGUCGGAACGCAGAUCAAAGGAGUUCGUUUGGGAGUAUGGACAGUCUUGACCAGCCCAGUCAAAACUGUGACCAAAACGCAUAUCCCAACAAAAGGGACUCUGCCUACAGCUCUUUCUCUGCAAGCUCUAACACCUCUGACUAUACUCUGUCAUCGUCAGUGAAGACUGAUGAGUCCGCCUCCAUGGACAGCAUUCUACAUGGCUUAGGGCCAUGGUUGCCAACCAAGUAUGGAGAUGCCCAGUAUCUUCAAAAUGGAAGUGAAGGCAGGGAUCAGCCAUCUGAAGAGCAGUUUUGUUCUCACUGUGGAAAAGGAUCAUCGGUAAGCAGCAACAUGCUGCCAACCCAUGAACAUGAAGGUGUUUCUUCAAGUUCUACCAAAUCAGUACCUCCGCAACCACCUGUUCGCAGAGAAAGUUUUGUGGCAGCCAAAGCUCGCUCUGCAUCUCUGUGCAUGUCAAAUUCUGAGGCACUUGCAGCAACAAACCUGUUACUUCAUUCCGGAAGAUGUGCUUCUGAAACUUUGUUAUCUACAAAAGAUAAAGAUUUUGAGGGACAAUAUAUUGCCAGUGUUCCAAAGUGCACAGUAGGUACUACCCUGCACUCCAGUAAACCAACAUCUAGCCAUUGUCCAGUAGAAUGUUGCUGUUUGUUAAGACAACAACCAAGGCAACAUUGCCAUUCUCAGAGCCAAAGUGAAAAAAUUAUUUUGCAUGAAAAUACAACAUUCCCGAGAAAAUCCAGUCGAUAUUUGAUGGAGCAGUUGGACUUGUACAAUUUAAUUGAGCCAUCAUUUGUUACCAGUCACUAUGUAAGCCUGGGUCAGGUAAAGCAGAAUGAAAGAUCGCCUUUGCAUUUGCAUAGGCACAGUGCACCUGAAAAGUUGUUAACAGCGCAAACGCAUUCAUUACCUCUUGCAAUCUAUGGUAAAAAUAAUUUGAGAUCACAUUGUGAUCAGGAAAGUCAUCAAUGGGCCAACUGUGCAUCCAUACCUCAACAGGAAUAUCAGUCCAACACAGCGUUUACUCAUAAAGCUUUAAAUAAAACUGAUUUUUCAUCUGAAGAGCAGAUGAAAGAGAAUUCCUUGAAUCCUGAAUCCAUACCAAAAAUGAAGCAGCAAGAAAUUGAAGUAGCCAGUUGUGAUCACUCUUUGGAUACUCCCCUAUAUUCUUCCCCUUGCAAAGGUGAGCUGAAUAGUGUAACCUGUACAAGUGCUUCUCUUCAAACUACAUUCCAGCAGCAAAACUUGCAUUUGUCCCCAAGACCACCAGAUCAAAUGAGCGAAGGUCGAAGUGGCAAUACUUUGGAAGAUGAGAGAGACACUGAAGAAGCAAAGAAUGAAACUGACAGAAAUACUCGAGGGUGGUGUUCUAGAGUAGCUAGAAUGCGGCGCAAAAGUGACCGUUUUGCCACAAAUUUGCGUAAUGAAAUACAAAUGAAGAAAGCUCAGUUGCAGAAGAAUAAGAGUGGAACUGUGCUGUUACAAAUGGAAGAAGCUUCAGAAGAAAUAGGUGACUUGAGAGAGAAGCCAUCUAAUUCCUAUACUUUUCUUGUUGGUGAGUCUGAUACCAGUGGCUCAGCAGAAGUUGUUACAGGCACAAAAUUGCAGACUGCAAAUCCUAAUAAAAGUUUGAAUAAUUUGGAAGAUGUUCAUAAAACAGGAAAUAUGCAUUUGCGUCCAUUGACUGACAACUCCCAUUUUCCACAAAACAGAUGCAAAACAGGUUCAUUAUCUCAAAAUAUUGAGGAGCAGAAGACUGCUCAACAAGUACUUGGAACUGGCCAAUGUAGAUGGACACCAGAAGAUGGAUGGGAGUUGCAAAGUAAGGCAGUAAAGGAAGUCAGCGUUGCUGAGGCAAAACCUUGUGCGGCAGCAGUGUUACAGGAACCAGAUACCUCUCCACUGGUGCCCUUUGCAGAGAGGAGGAAAUUCUUUGAAGAGACUAGUAAAAAUUUUUCUUCCUCUGAUUCUUACAAUUUUGUGAAACCUCAAAGCAAAUCCAAUACGCUAGGAAAAUCCAAAGGGCAAAAUUUUUGCAGCAAAUUACAUGCCCUCCCAAGUGAUCACCUGAGACACUCUGCAAAGGAAGUGUUCCAACAUCCCUCAUGUAAAGUCAAUGAAGAUUCUGGGCAAGAUCUUGUGUGUUCACCUCGAAAUCUGGAGCAAGCAAUUCACCAUGGACAAAUGAAGAAGUUGUAUGAGCAGGAACAUGAACAUUUAGAGCCUCUCAAACUAAGUAAAUCAAGCACUUUGAAAGAACGCUGUAUUUCUCAAGUUCAGCAGGUGCAACAUUCUGAUUUAACUCCAACACUACAUUAUCAGUAUUUCUUUCCAGAUAACAGUCACCUAGAAGAUCCUCAUCCCACCCUAAGGUCCAACCAGUUGCAAACUUCUUUUCCUGAGGGAUAUCCGGUGGAAAAACUGAAUCAGACUGAGAUAAUAAACAGGAAGUUUACUGCAACAGAAAGAGAGGUGAAGAAUCUGAGUAAUGGUAACUCGCAAGAAACAUUUUCUGAAGUAAAUUCAAAGGAAAGCAACAAGGACGAACGGGACAAUCCAAAACUGGAAAUGUCAGCUUGGGAGAGGCCCAGCAAAACCAAUACACUGCCAGAGAAUGUUUCUGAGUAUGGCCCAGAGUACCCAGAAAAGGAAGCAGUUACCCACACCUGUUGCAUAGGCCAUAUUAAUCGUGGAUCUCUGGAUAUGCUGAAUAAGUUUGAAGAAAGGAAAUUUACUCCAAAUGAUUCAGAGAUAAAUAGACAUGAAGAUUUAACCAGCAACAAAAAGAUGAAAGCGCCCCCACCACAAAGACCACCACCACCAGACUUGCAAAAAUAUAGAUUGCAGAAACUGUCCCAACACGAACUGGCAGACUUGGAGACAUACCAGUCUAGGAAACUGUCCCAACACGAACUGGCAGAUUUGGAGAAAUACCAGUCUAGGAAACUGUCCCAACACGAACUGGCAGACUUGGAGAAAUACCAGUCUAGGAAACUGUCACAACACGAACUGGCAGAUUUGGAGAAAUACCAGUCUAGGAAACUGUCCCAACACGAACUGGCAGACUUGGAGAAAUACCAGUCUAGGAAACUGUCCCAACAUGAACUGGCAGAUUUGGAGAAAUACCAGUCUAGGAAACUGUCCCAACACGAACUGGCAGAUUUGGAGAAAUACCAGUCUAGGAAACUGUCACAACACGAACUGGCAGACUUGGAGAAAUACCAGUCUAGGAAACUGUCCCAACACGAACUGGCAGACUUGGAGAAAUACCAGUCUAGGAAACUGUCACAACACGAACUGGCAGACUUGGAGAAAUACCAGUCUAGGAAACUGUCACAACACGAACUGGCAGAUUUGGAGAAAUACCAGUCUAGGAAAGUGUCCCAACACGAACUGGCGGAUUUGGAGAAGUACCAGUCUAGAAAAUUGUCCCAACACGAACUGGCGGAUUUGGAGAAAUACCAGUCUCGGAAACUCUCCCAACAUGAACUGGUGGAUUUGGAGAAAUACCAGUCAAGGAGACCCUCCCAGCAUGAAUUGGCAGAUUUGGAAAACUUCCAUUCAAGGAAACUAACACCACAGGAAAAGAUGACAGAUGUAGAUAGUUACCAGACCUGGAAGCUGUCUCAAAAUGAAGUACAAGAUUUACACAAAUACCACCUUCGGAAAUUAUCUCUACGUGAAUUACCAGAUUUAGAAAGCUACCAGACCCGGAAACUAUCACUACACGAUUUUCCAGAUUUGGAAAAAUACCAAUCCUGGAAUCGAUCUCGGGAUGAAUUGCCAGAUUUGGAUAAAUAUUGGUCACGGAGAGGUUCUCAUUGUGAAUUAGAUUCAGCACUGAUUGCACAUCCCAUGUUAAUUGAUUGGAAAAGGCCAGAACUUAUCUCUGAUAGAGAGACAUUGGGUUAUUCGGAUUUAUCUUCAAGACCUGGGUCUGUCAUGGACAAUGCAACAUGGUAUUCUCAUCCAUCACAGUUGAGUGCGGACUACAUAACAAGCCUUGAGUACAGGUAUCCAAGAUCAGAUUUCAUUGAUCCAAGAUGCUUAGUGUCUUCCUCAGCUGUUCCGGUUCCAGGUGAACGUUUGAUCCCUUCCCAAUAUAGUUAUAAGUCACAGAGGCCAAUGACGAAAUUGGUAAAAUCCUCGGAGAGUGAAGCUGCAUCAAGGACUCAAAAGUUCAUAUCUCCAGUGGGUGAGUUGGCAUCCAGAGGCAGUAGAAACUGGCCCUUUGAAGGACUCUACCUUCCACACAGCAUGCCAUCUACAAAGAAUGAGAUGGAUCUGGGUUGUCAGAGAUGUGGAGAGUCAUACUUCAGUAUUGCCAACAGACAAGAUGAAAGGUGGGAAGAUUCUGACACUUAUAUAAAACUUGUCCCUGUACCACUAAGCAACACCAUUAAAAGUCCUUCUCAGGAACCCAGUGAGGGAGUUGAGACUGUGAGAUGCAGUUCAAGUGCCCAGAGCAGGCCAUCUGCCGAGCUGACUUCAGAAGAGCUGGUGCGGGACAUUGCAGAAAAAGACCGGUCUCUGGCAGACAUUCUGGAUCCAAAUUCAAAGAUGAAGAGUGCUGUAGGCUUCAUAGGUGGAAUCUUUCCAGAAAGCAAGCAGGAACUAUCACGGGCACGCGAGCACAAGAACCGGAAUCGACUACAGCUGCGUCUGAACGUUGACCAGGAGAAGUGUACUGCACAGGCCACCUCCUCAACAGCAAUCACUAGCUCAACUUCUUGCUCAGCUUACUAUAGCACAUCUGCUGCCAAGGCCGAGCUGUUGAACAAAAUGAAGGACUUACCAAAUAUGGCUGAAGUGUGUUUGGAAGAGGAGGAAGAAGAGGAGGAAACGUUGAUAGAAAAGAAGCAGCAACUGAUUAGCAGUCUGAGCAGGAAACUCUCUGUAUUGCAUGAAGCCCAGAAGAGCCUCUUGGAAGACAUCAGUGCAAACUGUGCAUUGGGGGAAGAGGCAGAAAGACUGGUGAAGAAUGUCUGCAAACCAAACGAGUUUGAUAAGUACCGAAUGUUCAUUGGGGAUUUGGAUAAAGUUGUAAACCUGUUGCUGUCUCUCUCAGGCCGACUUGCUCGAGUGGAAAAUGCCUUAAAUAACCUGGAUGUUGAAAUGAGUGAGGAAGAAAGGCAUGCAUUGACUGAAAAGAAAAAGCAACUUUUAGCUCAGCUCGAAGAAGCCAAAGAACUGAAAGAGCAUGUGGAUCGCAGAGAGCAUGCUGUUCAUAAUAUCCUUGUCAAGCACCUGUCUGAGGAGGAGCUGCAGGAUUACAUUCAUUUUGUAAAGAUGAAAUCUGCCCUCAUCAUUGAACAGAGAGAGCUGGAGGACAAAAUCAAGCUUGGCGAGGAGCAGCUCAAGUGUCUGAGGGACAGUUUAUCCUUCAGACCGUGCUAACACAGCAAUAUUGAAAUGUAGAACACUUUAAAAUUAAUGUUUGGUCUAAAUCAUUAAACUGAAAAGCAUCAAAAUUUAAGAAAUAAUGAAUUCCUUUAUCAAACAUAUUCAUAUCCAAUGGUUUUAAAAUCUGCUGUAUAUGCCUCCUAUUUGUUAGAUAUGACCACAGUUAUGAAUCCUAGUCAUGCUUAUCCUACUAACUGACAUUCUUCAGUGAAAUUUGCUUAUGUGAAAGGAUGGAAGUAUUGGCUUCAUCCAGUUGGUAUGGAUGACCACUGCUGAAGUAGCAGCCUGUAUGAAUCAGGAAGGUCCCAAGUUGUAAUAUCCACACAUUGAAUUGUUUGAUUUUAAAUGAGAGAAUCUGAAGUUUUCCAAAUGGCCUCGAGGUUCCGAGCUGGAAAGUAAAGUUAGUUCUGAGUCCUGGUUCUAGUUUUAUCCAGUACUAUUUUGGAACAUGCAGAGGCUUUGCUACUUAAAUGCUUAAUUGAUAACAAUCUAUUGAUACUUGAUAUUGAGAUCAUGAUGAAGAAUGUUUAAUUGAGUAAGGAACUGGAGGGCUGCCGGUCCAAGUGAAGUUUUACUUUCUUAAGAAUUGGUCUGGUGAGUAGAGAAUGAAGAAGAUAAAAAUAAGAAUUUUGAGAUUAAAUAAAUAAUAGAUUUGCAAAAAUAACCCCCAACAGCUGAUUUUUUUUCUUUUUACUCAUUUUUUUUAAUUGUAUAAAAGAAACCAAUCAGAAUCAACUGCCUCCCAUGACAUUCUUUCCUUCUCAACUGGUGGUGUCAUUGUAAAAUAAAGUUGUAACUAAUCGAGUUCAUUUUUAAAAAUUCCAUUUUGUUUUUAAGUUGUGUUCCACCCUAUUUCAGGGUAUACUAUGUUACUGAUGUAUGGGUCACCAAACACACACCCUUGACAAAAACAUCAUAGAACAGGCUACCUUAAAAAGCAAUUGUCAUUUAUGUUUUUAUUUCAAUCAUGGGUAAGCAACAGACUAAUAGCUAAUUUAUUUAGUGAUUUUUAGUAAUAUUUUGGUGGGUGGUUUCUGUCAUUUUGCAGAUACAAUAAUCCCGAAGAACCACAAGUUAUUUUAUAUUAAGUUAAAAAUGAUUAGGUGAUUUUUGCAUUCAUAAACCUUAUUCUUUUCUAUGCAUAUAAAUAUUGCCCAACAUUUUCAAUUGCUGUGCACAGCCAAUAGGGUGCUCUUCAAAUGUGUAACUCUUAAAUAAUAAUGCAUUACCCUCUCUCUGGCUCAUAUCAGUAAAUUUACUACCCAGUGUAUCAGUGACAACAGAGGCCAAAAGUGUUUAAGUUUCAAUCCUUGGUCUGUUCUAAGGUAACUUGUCUUAGUUGGGAUGGGAUAGAAAAUUAGCCAAAGUUGCAGCACUUGAGAACUAUCCAGUGACCUUUAUGGAGAAAUGUGAAUGUGGAUAUUGGGUAAGCAUAGGAUUAGUUUCCAUGGUGAAAUAGCCUUCCUUCACUGAACAUGACCCUGCAACCAUGGCCAUUUUGUCAAGAUACUGCAAGUUAGUUUGCAGACAUAUGGACAAGAAAUGGGAGGAAGGCAAAAUUCCUUCACUUUUAUAAUAAAUUAAAAUUGCAGUUAAUUUCAGACGAAAAAGCUACCAUGAUUCACUCAGCCGAUUAGACCCAAUUUCAGAAUUUAGUGUUGUACUUAAAAUUGCAAAAAAAAUUGAUAAAUGAUAAUAGUCUAAAUUUUUAAUGUCUGCAUAUAAUAUAGUGUGCUUGUGACAUCCAGUGGCAAAAAUCAGUAUUACACUAUUAUUUCUUUUCAUUCCAAUACCAGCUGAUCCAUUGAAGAUGACUUCGGUCCUCUAUGUAAAUGAUUACUUGGAACAGAAACAGCCACAGGUUGAACUGGGGGUAGAUUGAUCAUUUGUUGUCUUCAUUAUCAAUGCCAUCCAACUGGCAAUUAUUUUUGUCACCAGAAAUGUGAUUGUGAUAAAUUUCAAAACUAAGAAUUGCGCACUAAUGGCCGCUAAUACUCAAGAAUGAAGUGGUGACAUAUUUCUAAUAGCUGUGUUAAAAUAAUGAAGGAAUAUUAAAACCUCUGCUGGAUAAUGGGAGGUCUGAAUGAUUGUUGUGCCAUUUAUGUUACAUUUUGCACAGACUGUAACUGCUUUUGUUUCAUGUACACUUAUGAGAAGGAGAAAUGGGAUUUUUCAGACAAUGUUUCUCAUGUUAAGUUAGUCUGAAGCUUUUAUUCAAAAACUGGAAUAAUUGAAUUUCUGCCAAAAAAAAUUACAAGGCUGCUUUUAUUAUUUUGUACUGCAAUUUACUGUAAUUCACCAGACCUUCAGUUGAGGUACCUCAAUCAGUAUUCAGUGCAUGAAAGAUUUAUGCUGGAUAUAUGCAAAAUUGUGUUUUAAGAAUUACAUUUGAAGCUGAAAGUGAAUGAUUGAGGCAUAAAGUGUGCAAAUGGGGAGUUUAGUAUCUGGGAAACUUGAAAAUAAUUGGCAUAAUUUGUAACUCUUAAAAGUAUAUUCCUAUUUCCCAGCUGCAGCUUGGCAGAUUGAAGGUAACGUUGCUAGUGACCUAAGUUAUUGAGAAGGGGUUAGACAGAUGCCUGGAUGGUUCGAGGGGUGUGAUGCAAUAAAGGAGAUUGGCCAAUAGCUAUAGUGGGUGAUGUGGUGGUUUGACAGAACAUUGGGGAAGGUUAAGCAGACUGUAGUGAAUGUCCAACAGAUCAUGGAGCAGGUUUAAUUGAGCUGGGAGAAGACACUGUUGCUCCUCUUGUUCUGUAGGUAUUGUGUAAGAGCAGUUACCUGUUGAAUCUAUUUUCUCACACCUCCUCCGCCCUGGGAAACAUGAGAUGCAGGUCUUAAAAACAAAAGUAUUAUUAAAGUAGAUGCUUGUGGUCUCCUUAAAAUAUUUUACAUUUUGUAAAAUUCCAAACUUCUAACUCACAUCCUCUUCCAUCUCCUGAGAGCGAGUUGAUCACAUGGUUUCCAACCUGACACAUCUCCAAUUAAACAACAGUUGAGCUGGUUGUAAUAAGAUUUACCUAACUUCAUUUUACUCUCCCCUCCUGUCACUCCUAUUCCCCUUCUCAAAUCAUCUGGGGUGACUAAAAUAUUUCUAGGGUAUCUAGAAAUCGCAUUUCUAUAGAUCUUUGUGAAAUUACAGCAUGUGAACACUUAAAUUGUAUGGUUCAAAGUUUGUGCGAAGAUUUGUAGCUCGGGUGCUUGUUGUAGUGGUUCUGUUUGCUGAGCUGGAAGUUUUAGUUGCAAACGUUUCG
Messenger RNA from Hemiscyllium ocellatum (epaulette shark), 9095 nucleotides. It is a transcript of the gene shroom4, whose product is annotated as shroom family member 4. NCBI's taxonomy places the organism in Eukaryota, Metazoa, Chordata, Chondrichthyes, Orectolobiformes, Hemiscylliidae. The transcript has 10 exons. Gene Ontology annotation, cellular component: apical plasma membrane; cortical actin cytoskeleton; adherens junction. The record is from RefSeq and is a predicted model, not a curated record. Gene Ontology annotation, biological process: actin filament organization. The coding region runs from base 1 to 5841 and encodes 1946 amino acids. Gene Ontology annotation, molecular function: actin filament binding.